Messenger RNA from Acaulospora colombiana, 2483 nucleotides. The record is from the annotation of a GenBank genome assembly. Lineage: Eukaryota; Fungi; Glomeromycota; Glomeromycetes; Diversisporales; Acaulosporaceae.
AGCGACGUUUUCGUGCACUGGAGAUCCUAUUGAGCUACCACGACACAACAUUGUUUCCCUAUCGGUAUGCCAUAUUAAACUCGAUACCGCUCUAUGUUCAACCAUCCGAAUAUCAUGACCUCCUACCGGCAAAUGACUAUGACACAAACGUAGAGGUCAAACGUUCCCCUAAGACUUGGAGAGACAAAAUAGAUUGGGUCGAGCAAACGGAUGUCCUCAAUGCACUCAAGACCUCCAUGACGCCAGAAGAGUCAACGUGGCUCGACGAGCCGGAUGCAGUCGAUGAUGAUGAAUUCCCACGCGAGCGCCGUGAUAAUCUUCUGACUGCUGAACAACUUACGGCCUGGUAUACAACAAGGGCCGAAGCCAUUGACUCUCAAUCGGGUCUAAUGGAUAACGCUCUAGCCCUACUUCAGCACGGCGCUUCUCAGGGCGUCCCACGUCUGGACGAAUUAGGAGAGGACCUGCUUUUACUUGAUCGUUUGAUUUACGAAGCACCAGCCCCAUCUGAACCCUCCCAGCAAACCGACUGGACUCUUUACCGAUGGAAAGCAAUGGAACCUCCAGAUAUUAUCAAGGCGUACCUGGCAUUCUCAACUGCCGACUCCAUUACAACUGAUAUCCGUCGACUGGUCUUACCCUAUCUUUCUGUGCUCGAGGCUCAGAAUGAACGUGCCAAGCGUGCAGACUCUCAACUACCGAAUCGGCUCCUAUAUCAAUAUAUCCUCCAAGCUCCUCUCGACCUCGUCGUUUCGAUAUUUGAAAGCUCCAGACCGGAUGUUCCACGUUCCAAUCGAAUCAUACGUGAUGAUGAGGAUGUGGCUCGAGUUGCCCUCGCAUACCUAUAUGGCCUCACCGAUGUCAGGGAAUGGUCCUUGAUGAGUCGCAUUUUUGAAUGUCAGCCAGACUGGGGUGAAGAUCGUGAUGAAGAUGACGAAGCAUAUGCGACGUUGUCAUCUCUAUCAGCCUUCGUGACACCAUCUGCAUCACGUCCAAGAGCAACAUCUGAAGAACUCUUUGUAUUUUUAGAGCCACUUCCAUCAUCUGCACUAUCACGACUCUUGGAUGUUCUUGAUGCUCACCUAGAAGGUGGUGAAAUCCUUGCAAAAUGGAGGGCCGCGGCGCCUCUCCAGUGGUUCUUGUUGAGUGCAGAAGACCAAACCCAGCAACGAGCAAGAGCUGUCAUGAUGUCUCGACGAACCGAACGAAAUACCGAUCUCCUAGAAAACGAAAGUCAUUGGAGAGCCUUGAUUGACGAUAUGUUAAAACUAACGUCGACGGGGAGUGAAGGAAUCAAGUCGGCUUUUGCCUUGCUCAGUAAAGAGGAGAUUGCAAAGAUAUUCUUCUCGGGGAUCUUGAGCUCAGGAGUUCAAUACCUAACUGGUCCAGUGGUCGAAGAAAUCUGUCUUAAUGUUUCCAGAGAGUUAUACGACAAUGCGCCUUCUGGAAAUAUACAUCGUGAAGAGAUGAGAAUGGCAUACGAGUGCCUUUCUGUGGCGGCACCUACGCCUCGUAUCCAGCAGGAACGCGAGUUUAUCGAAGCCACUUCCAAAAUUUCCUCCUUCAGCGUCUACAUACGACCAGGAAUACUUAUCACACCAUUGGAAAUUCGCUUGACCAAGAAUCGUUUGGACCUCAUUGCACGGGUCCUUUCCAGUACGGAUGAUGCCUACAAGCACUCCAACGUUAUCAUGGAAUUGGCAGAAAAACUAGGCUACCGAAAUGAUAUCGCUGCACAAGUCAAAAUUCUGUCUAUGCUUGUUGAAGUCGCACUACAGCACGAGGACUUUGUCAAAGCAGACCUGACUUGUCAACAGAUGGUCGAGAGUGCUCGGACUCUCCGUGCUCAGCAAACUGUAGGAUCCACCGAAAUCUCUACAAAGGAAGAGGCUCUAGAGGUAGCAUGGCGGUCAUGCUACCAGUUGGGUAAACAAACCGAAUUCCCAGACACAGUCGCCAAGCUACGGCUACUCGGGUUCGCUCUCGAGCUCUGUCCAUCAACAAAUACCCUCGACAUACUAUCGGCAUGGCGAAGAGUCGAGACAGAAGACAUUGAAGCCAGAAAGGAGCGCGUAGCGGCCCGAAAGGCAGCUCGUAUGUCGGGUGUCAGCCAACAACGACGACAACAAUUGGGCUCAAAAGCUUCGGUGGCUGCUGCCGCUGCCGCUGGAACUUUAUUGAGCAGCUUGAAAGGCCUAUCGCAAGGGCAAGAUGCUGCAGCGCAAGUAUUGAAUCGUGUAACAGCCAACUUCCCCUUCUCCUUUGGAGGCAGUCUUGGAGCCGGAGAGGCGAGAAGUAGUAGUAGAGAAGGCAGACGUAGCGAAGAAAGUGAGCGAGGAGACCGUGAUUUCGGACAAUUGUUUUCCUUUGGCGAUGGCUCUCCUGGUUACAGGAAGAGAGAUCAAGUAGCUGCUGGUGCCCGUCAGGCUCUCACAAAAGGCAUGGGAUGGUUAUUGGGAGGGGAUGAAGAAGAAGAAAAUUAG